AUGAAGUUCCUCGGUCUCGGGGCCAUUGCCCUCCUCUCUCUCGUCCAGUUCUGCCCUGCGCCCAUCCCUCUUCCAUUCAUCGCCUCCCUUUGCGGUGGUAUUGUGUCCGGCAGUAUCUCCGGUGCCAUCGGUGCUGGUGUCGCCAAGUCGAGCAGCGGGCACAAGCGCAGCACGGACGCUACCUCUUACCCCCCGGGUGUCUCGCAGCAGUCGGUAGACCUGUGCAAGGCGCAGCUUCGCAACGCGACGGUCUACCUGAGCGGCACGCGUGAGGCCAUCCGCGCUGAGGGCGUGCCCCCGGCCUGCAUGGACCUUGCUACGGUCCUCCUCGGAACCCCCGUCUCGGGCCCCGUGCCCACGCCGCUGAGCGCCUCCAGCGUGCAGUACACCAACCUCACCGAUGACGAGAUCAACCAGCUGGCCGACGCUCUGGAGGCCCGUGGCAUUCCCAAGGCCAACUAA
Molecule: messenger RNA, 462 nt
Organism: Rasamsonia emersonii CBS 393.64
Lineage: Eukaryota; Fungi; Ascomycota; Eurotiomycetes; Eurotiales; Trichocomaceae
Exons: 2
Coding region: 1-462 (153 amino acids)
Source: RefSeq, a predicted model, not a curated record